This is a messenger RNA of Vigna umbellata (rice bean), 1938 nucleotides long. Its product is annotated as putative thylakoidal processing peptidase 2, chloroplastic. Lineage: Eukaryota; Viridiplantae; Streptophyta; Magnoliopsida; Fabales; Fabaceae. Gene Ontology annotation, biological process: thylakoid membrane organization. The record is from RefSeq and is a predicted model, not a curated record. Gene Ontology annotation, molecular function: serine-type endopeptidase activity. Gene Ontology annotation, cellular component: chloroplast thylakoid membrane.
GUAGUUCGUGUUUCAUUUUUUUUGGUUUUCUUCCUUCUCACACUUCUUCUCUGCACCCAACCAAACUCUCUCUCUCUCUCUCUCUACCUCUCCCUCGCUCCUUCUUCCGGUGUUCAGGGGAUCGCGUCGGCGGCGGUUCCCUACCCUGUUUGCCCCCCCGCCUUUCAAUUCGACUAUCUCGCUUUCGCUUUUCUGAUUCCCUCUUUGAAAAUGCUUCCCGUCGCUUGCUAGGGUUUCCCAACUGUCAAAUCCGCUUCCCCGAAAGCACCCUGUACCUUUUCUUUCUGCGAUUAAUCAACUUCGUAGUUAUGGCGAUUCGAGUUACCUUCUCCUUCUCUGGCUACGUAGCCCAGAAUCUCGUCUCCUCCGCCGGCGUCCGCGUCGCCAAUUCGCGAUGCGUCCAAGAAUGCUGGAUCCGCACGCGCCUCUUCGGCGCCACCCAGAAAACGGAACUAGAUUCUUCCGCCGGCGGAGUCCGAAAUUUCUCCAGGUCCAACUGUUGGGCCCAGUCCACUUACUCCACCCUCGCCGGUGAGUUUCUCGGCGACGGCUGCAAGAGUCCAAUCAUCUUGGGCCUGAUUUCAAUUAUGAAGUCAACGGCGGGUGUGUCUGGGUCAUCCGCGGCGGCUGCGGGUAUUUUCGGUAUUUCUCCCUUCAAAACAAAUUCCAUUAUUCCCUUCUUGCCCGGUUCGAAGUGGCUUCCUUGCAACGAGUCCAUUCCCGACCCCACCACGUGGGAGGUCGAUAAAGGUGGCACGAAACACACCGUUCCGAGUGAUGUUCCCGGUUUUGGAAAGACUAGUUGGCUUUCGCGGCUUUUGAACGUGUCUUCUGAAGAUGCGAAGGCUGCGUUCACUGCCAUUACCGUCAGUUUGCUGUUUAAAUCGUCUUUGGCUGAACCUAGAUCCAUUCCCUCCGCUUCUAUGUAUCCUACUCUUGAAGUGGGUGACCGCGUUUUAACCGAGAAGGUUUCGUUCCUCUUCAGGAAGCCUGAUGUUUCGGAUAUAGUGAUUUUUAAAGCGCCUCCCUGUUUGGAGGAGUAUGGUUUUACUUCGUCUGAUGUAUUUAUAAAGAGGAUUGUGGCUAAGGCAGGGGAUUGUGUUGAGGUUCGAGAUGGGAAACUACUGGUAAAUGGUGUGGCUGAAGAACAGGAAUUUCUAUUAGAACCUCUAGCUUAUGAGAUGGAUCCAAUGGUUGUGCCAGAAGGAUAUGUGUUUGUAAUGGGAGAUAAUCGGAAUAACAGCCUUGAUUCUCACAACUGGGGCCCCCUCCCAAUCGAGAACAUUGUUGGUAGAUCCAUGUUUAGGUACUGGCCUCCACCCAAGGUGUCUGACUCUGACACCCUUCGUAAACUGCCUCCUAGGAACAAAUCUGUGGCAAUUUCUUGACAUGAAUCCAGCUGCUUUCUGAUCUGAGGGUGAUGAAGGUUUCCAGAUACUUUCAUAUGUUCUAAAUUGAUAGCUUCUCCUGUUUUUGCCCAGGAUUGAGCUUUCAAUUCAAAGAUUCUCUAAGAAGAGCCUGCGUGAGCUAGCUCUGCAUACAGUUUGGGAUGAAUAUCUUAUUCGUUGAUACAAAUUUGUCAAUGACCUAAUAAUACCAUUAUGCGUUCUUUAUGCCAUCCAAGUCAAAUGUGUUUCUCUUUGCUGAAGUACGGGGGAGAAAAAAAAAGAAUUACAAAUGCAUGGUAUGAUUUUACCCCAUAUAAUUUAACAUGAUGAUUGAUUUGUUUUGUAUUCUUUCAUGUAUGUAUACUAUCUGAAAGCUAGAAUCUCGAGGUUAGAUUUGUCAUUGAGCUACUUGGGCUCCUUGUUAGUUUCAUAAUCAAGCCUCCUCGUAAUUUGAUUCUGUAACGCCAUUCAGUCGUACAUGAAAUUGUAUUGCACAAUUAUGGUUGCCUAUUUUAAAAUCAAGUAACAGUGCAAUUUCGAAUUCUUUCCA